Parascedosporium putredinis is the source of this 822-nucleotide messenger RNA. Lineage: Eukaryota; Fungi; Ascomycota; Sordariomycetes; Microascales; Microascaceae. The record is from the annotation of a GenBank genome assembly.
AUGACGGACCUCCUCCAUCUGCUACCAGACUUCCCCGCCGGCCAAUUCGCCCGCCUGCUCCACGUCCUCGACACCCACGGCGUCACCACCACCGACUUGCUCACCCUCAACGCCGCCGACCUCGGUACCCGGACCAAGCUGCCCCUCCUUGACCUGAAGCGCCUGUCUGCGGCCCUGCGCGCCGAGUGGUCGGCCAUCAGCACCCUCGACGACACGCUCGACGCCGCGCUGGGCGGCGGCAUCCCCGCCGGCUACGUCACCGAGAUCACGGGCGAGAGCGGCGCCGGCAAGACCCAGUUCCUCCUCUCUCUCCUGCUAGCCGUCCAGCUACCGCCCCCGCGGAUGCUCGCGGCUAACCCGCUCCUCGCCGCCGUGGACGCGGACGACCGCCCGACGCUGGACAACAUCCUCAGCACGGUGACGGCGGACUUGGAGUCGCAGGACCAUAUCUUGCAGUUUCAGGUCCCCGUCGAGGUGGAGCGGCGGGGUGUCGGGCUCGUCGUGCUCGAUUCCGUGGCUGCCAAUUACCGCGCCGAGUUUGAGCGCCGGCGGCGGCGGCGGCGCGUCGUCGUCGUCGUCGUCGCGUGGCUUCAAUAUGGGUGCGAGGGGAAUGAGCUUGUGCGCUUGGGCGCGCAUCUACGGGAGCUGGCGCGCAAGUAUAAUCUUGCCAUUGUCGUAGCGAAUCAGGUCGCUGACCGUUUCUCGCCGCCGCCGGCUCUGCCUUUACUGUUUUCCUCUGCGACACCCGCGGGCCCGCCUAGCAGUAGCGCUUUCGGCGGCUUAACGCAGGAGAGCCCCUCGCGUCGCGCACGAGGCGCGUAA